Microplitis demolitor is the source of this 1374-nucleotide messenger RNA. RefSeq names its product leucine-rich repeat-containing protein 30. The record is from RefSeq and is a predicted model, not a curated record. The coding region runs from base 205 to 1335 and encodes 376 amino acids. The transcript is spliced from 6 exons. Gene Ontology annotation, molecular function: protein binding. Lineage: Eukaryota; Metazoa; Arthropoda; Insecta; Hymenoptera; Braconidae.
UGAUAUAAGUAAAUAUAUAUAUAUAGGUAACUAGGUAAUGACCUAGUUUUUAUAUUUUGAUGCAGGAAUAGAUUGAAGUAAGCCCUAGAAAUGCCAGUAGUCUACAUGCAAUUCAAUAAUUGCACAUAAUGUAUUUACUAUUUCGUUAAAUUAUUAGUUAAUGAAUAAAUCAAUUAAUAAAUAAAUAUAAAUUUAAGUAUAAGUAUGGAGGAAUUAAUCGAAGAAAUAAAAAAUAAAAAAAUCUUACACUGGAAUUACCGCGGGUUUAAUGAAUUACCUCAGGUGUUUAAAAAUUACGGUCACGAUGUACGAGAGAUAUAUUUGAAAGAAAAUAAAUUGACGUGUUUACCUCCAUGGAUUUGUGAUUUUAAUAAUUUAACAAACUUAUAUUUAUCUGGUAAUAAAUUAAAUAUAUUUCCUGAUGAGUUAUGUCAGAUGAAACAAUUAUUAGUUAUCGAUUUGUGUGAUAAUAAUAUCGAGUUACUGCCAAAUAGUAUUCAAAAUUUAUGUAAUUUACGACAAUUGUUGUUAGAUGAUAACUAUUUAAACCAAUUACCUAGUGAAUUAAUAAAACUUGAGUGCUUAGAAAUUUUGUCAUUAGCACGAAAUAAUUUAAUAUCACUACCAGAAUGGUUGGGGUCAUUAAAAAAAUUAGAUAAAUUAAUUGUUGAUAAUAAUUAUUUAGAAGAAAUACCAAAUCGUCUUACACUAGCCUGCUCACUUACAACUAUUUCCAUUAAAUCAAACAGAUUGAGAUAUUUACCUUUGAAUUCAUUUAUAUCACCAGUAAACAUUUAUUUCGAUUGUAAUCCAAAUGUUAAUUAUUUAUCGUAUUCGAUUUUGUGCCAACUACUGGAACUCGGUUGGGAAGAUGGAAAAAAUUGUCUGAUAAAUGAGUGUAAACUAGUAAUGAGUGCUAGCAAAAAUAUAAAACUGUUAGUUAAUUUAUGUGGAAUCAAAGGGGACAAAAAAGAUAUUAUUGAGUUACCAAGGCAACUGUUCCAGGUGUUUGGAGAAGAUAUUAAAAUACCGGUGUCUUUAUGGGAAUUGUCGUUACGGAAUUUAUAUAAAAAUAAAGAAGAUGAUUUCUUUGACAAAUACUACACAUUAAAACACGAUAUUUUUUAUAAUUUACUAUCGAAUGGCCCGAUAAGUAUUUGUUUAAACAGCCAUUGUCGAGAGCCGAUUUUCACCGAGGCCUGGAUUGUCGUCGGGAAAAGCGAAGAGUGUGUUUUUCUAGUCAUCACACUAUUCUGUUCACAAAACUGUGCCAGUAGUUUUGAUUUUCCAUCACACGGAAUAGAAACACUGUCCUGGGAUUAUUACGACGGUUAAAUUUUUCCUCAAUCAACAAAAAACAAAAAAGAAAAAAAA